AGGCAGAAUGCCUCGGCUGGGCAGAUGGAGCUGCAUGAUUGACAUUGGGAUCUCGAAAUGACGUCAGCGGAGGCGCAGUCUUCCAGGAGCGCGUUUGCAGAGAGGGAGAGCGGAGCGGGGAGGACCGGAGCCGAACGGAGCGCGUCUCUUCCAGACCUGACGGAGGGACUUCACCAUCGACUACCACAAGGGUUUCUCGAUGCGCCCUUCGUGCGUAACGCACAACGUCUCCAAAGCAUUCUACAAUUACUGCAUGGAAAACUGCAUAAAAUCUAAAGAGAAGAUACGGGACAAGGAGCUGGAGGAUCUUUACUUAACUAGGAACAGAAAGGCAUCGAACAUUGGGAAGGCAUUUUCCAGCUUUUUAAAUUAGAAAACAAGCAAAAACCAAGGGAAUAUUGAUAAUGAAUCAUAAAUGACUCUAAACUCAACACAAUUGAAGUCGGAUGUUUGAAGAGCGUUUACACCAUGGGCACUAAAAAAAUAUAUUUUAAGAUAACGUUUCAUCUAUUUUUUUAUUCAGAAGGAUGUAAGCUACAUCUUACUGGGUUUAAAAAUUAAAUUAUGGGCUUUAAAUUAGCAGACUAAUUUUACCCAUAAUACUUGCCUUAAAUCUCUUGCUCCUGAGUGAUGAAAAAAGGACUGAUCCUUUAUUAACCUGACCUUUUUUCUUCUCUGCUGCUAUUUUUUUUUUUUUUUAUGAUUAAAGAAGGGAAAUGAUUAAAGAUGUAUAAGGGAAGAUGUUAGAAAUCAAGCUUAAAUUCAGUUCUAUUUUUCAUGAGUUUUUGUUCGUUGUUGAAAUGGACUUAUUGAUAUAGCCUUAAUCUAAGCUCUCAUAUCCGUGGAAACAUGGAGAGCAUGGAGAACGUGUCUGUUCCCAGUGGUGAGCUGUCAGUGUAUAAUGACUCUGUGGAUCUUUACUCACUUUCACUGGGAAACAACACCCACUCGAACUACGUUCCCUACUUCCACGGUGACCUGUACAUCAUUUUACCAAUCAUCUAUUCUGUGAUCUGUGCUGUGGGACUAACAGGCAACAUGGCUGUCAUAUAUGUUAUCCUCAAAGCUCCUAAAAUGAAAACAGUAACCAACAUGUUCAUCUUGAACUUGGCAAUUGCAGAUGAUUUGUUUACCCUAGUGUUGCCGAUUAGCAUUGCUAAUCAUCUGCUGAACUACUGGCCUUUCGGGGAAGUUUUGUGCAAAGUUACCCUAAGUAUAGACUUCUACAACAUAUUCUCCAGCAUCUAUUUCCUGACAGUAAUGAGCAUUGAUCGGUAUCUGGUUGUUUGGGCGACAGUAAGGUCCAAGCGCAUGCCAUACCGCACCUACAGAGCUGCUAAAAUCAUCUCUUUCUGUGUCUGGCUCCUUGUGAUCCUCAUCGUUAUGCCCUUCACCAUUUUUGCCGGUGUCGAUGUGAAUCCAUACGAUGGAAGGAAGAGCUGUGUGCUGAUGUUACCAGAUCCUGAGAAUUUGUGGAACAAAAUGAGUCGUAUCUACACACUCAUUCUGGGCUUUGCUAUUCCAGUCUCAACAAUCUGCAUCUUGUACACCAUGAUGCUCUACAAGUUGCGGAACAUGAGGCUAAACAGCAACGCCAAGGCUUUAGACAAGGCCAAGAAGAAAGUCACCAUUAUGGUCUUCAUCGUCUUGGCUGUGUGCUUGUUUUGUUGGACACCGUUUCACCUUAGCACCAUUGUGGCAUUGACCACAGACCUGGAAAACACACCUCUGGUGAUUGGGAUCUCCUAUUUCAUAACCAGCUUAAGUUACGCCAACUCCUGUCUCAACCCGUUCCUGUAUGCCUUUCUGGACGACAGCUUCAGGAAAGCUUUUAAAAAGAUGAUGGAAUGCAGACCAGCCUGAAUGUGAAAAAAAUUUAACCUGUUACAGAAGUCUUUAUUGUAUUUCAAGUUAAGCAGGUAAAGAAUGUGGCUUCAAUUUAAAAAGUUUUCUUUAAUGUUUAAAGCUAAUCUCCCGAGGGGUUUGCUGCAAGUUCAAGCUACAGUUCGUAUUUUUUCACAAUGAUUUCAUUUUAAACAUAUGCAUACAGCCUUAUCAAGUAUAACAUAAUUUUUUGAAGUUAAUUAGAUAAUAGUUUAUUUUUCAUGAAAAAAAUCAGUUUGGAUCUUCAAUUUGCAUUAUCCAUGUGGUAGCACUGGAAGCAAUUCAAAGAACAUUUUACUUUAGCAACAAGCUUAAAAGUCUUCUCGUUCAGAACAAGAAACACUUUGCCUCACGCAUUUUUCAUAGCUGUGAAUGCUAAAAAAAACAAAAAAAAUGACAUAAAAUGGAUUAUAUAUUGUUUUGAAUAGAUUACAAUUGCUGGGAUAAUAGACAGUAGCAUUAAAAAAGGAAAGAAAAAAAAAAGAAAAACAAAAAAUGGUAUCUUUCAAUGUAAAUAUGGUCCAGGAAACUUUACCGGACAUUUGUUUCAGCAGACUAAAGAUAAGUCUGGAGGGGACCAAACAUGGGUUCAACACCUUCAGUGAAACUUCAGUAUCAUAACAAGUCAGAUUUGGUAUAGUUGUAUGGGUAGUAUAAUUAAAUUAUUGUUUUUACAAGUUCUUUAUUUUGAAUAUAUCAACCUGUAUGGGGAUGUCUAUUUUAGUUUUCCUAAAGAGUCAUGUCAGAGGAGCCAAUAAUAUGAAAUAUUAACUCGACUUUAAGAUUAAUUAUUUUUAUCCCGUUUAUUAUUCAACUAACUGAAUAAAAACAGAAACAAAUAAACCAUUAAUUCUUAUUUUUUUUUGAAAAUAUGACAAUUUUUAAAAGUUCAGUGGAUUUCUCUAAUGUGUGUGGAUUUGUGUGUCUGUUCUUUAUCGUUUAUGUAAAUUGUUUCUGUAUUCAGAAACUCAGAAAUGCACCUUAGCGACCCUGGCAGCUGUACUGUAAGCCUAACAUAACAGGCAUGGGACAGGAGGGCUAUGUAAAAUCUUGUCUAUUUCUCUGAAGAGUUAAUUGUUUUUGUGGGCUUUUGUUGCCCCCUGUUGUUGACAGAGUGGUAUGACUUGAAAUGCAGUUAGAGCCAUUAACUGAGAAGCCUUUCACUACUAAAUAGAUGCAGUGUGUCCUUCAUCACUGAAUUGGUAAUUGGGUGAUAAAGGACACAUGCACAUCUGUAAUUUCAUUAAUUGUUCUUUAAACAUAUCUAUUUGGAACUCAAGUUUUCUGUAUAGAUUGGUGUUAACAUGAUGUCAUAUUUACAGUUUCGGAAACUAAUAAACAAAUCUUUAACUGAAACUAUGAGAGUCAUAAUUAAAUGCCUUUUAUUCAAUUAUGACCUCUAUUCAGUUAAUGGGAGUCUGUAUAACAACCUUUUUUUCUGCUCAAAACAUCUGAAUUCUCCAACAGUUUAAGAGGAUGUUCUAGAUUAUAUGGCUCUGACUGGAUCAACAUACUUAUGAAUACUGUAAAAGAGUCAUUUUUGUAAUUAUUUGUACAGAAAAAUGUAUAGUUAUUGCAUUAUAAUAUAAUAAAAGCUCAAGAAAAUAUUAUUAAUAAUAAAUGAAUGUGGUGUCACAUGAAAAAGCAAUUAACUGAGUUUCUCCUGAAUAGUUAUUUAAUAAACAUUGGUAAAACAAAUCAUGGCAUGUUAUGCGAACUGUUUAUGUUGGAGCUUUCCUUAGUUCCCAAUAACUUAAUAAAUUUAACUUUAUUUUGCCAGCUAAAACCCUGUAUUUUUGAAUAUUGAUCUUUUAUUUUUGGGGCAAUAAUCAGAAUUGUGCAGAAAUGUUAGAUUUUUUAUAGUUCCAGUGUACAAUAAAAUCACAUGAGAACACCUCAA
Cyprinodon tularosa is the source of this 3784-nucleotide messenger RNA. It is a transcript of the gene npbwr2b, whose product is annotated as neuropeptides B/W receptor 2b. Gene Ontology annotation, molecular function: neuropeptide receptor activity; neuropeptide binding. The transcript is spliced from 2 exons. The coding region runs from base 850 to 1863 and encodes 337 amino acids. NCBI's taxonomy places the organism in Eukaryota, Metazoa, Chordata, Actinopteri, Cyprinodontiformes, Cyprinodontidae. The record is from RefSeq and is a predicted model, not a curated record. Gene Ontology annotation, cellular component: membrane; neuron projection. Gene Ontology annotation, biological process: neuropeptide signaling pathway.